UCUCUCUCUCUCUCUCCGUCUCUCCAACGGCCUUUUCGUGGCUGUAAAAACCCUAACGCGGAAAAGUGGCGGUUCUCAGAAAAUAUCCGUCGGAAACGGAAGAUCUCAGGCCACAGCGAAGCAGGUGAUCGGACAGAAAUCCGGAAUCCGAGCUCUGAGCCGUUGGAUCAGACGAUCGAACCGCGAUCUUCUUAUCUCGGAGGCAUGUCUAUGAGAAUCAAAGCCGUCGUCGACAAGUUCGUGAAAGAGCUGCAAGAAGCUCUCGACGCUGACAUUCAAGACAGGAUCAUGAAGGAGAGAGAGAUGCAGAGCUACAUUGAGGAAAGAGAGAGAGAGGUUGCCGAAAGAGAGGCCGCUUGGAAGGCCGAGCUCUCUCGCCGCGAGGCUGAGAUCGCCCGGCAAGAGGCAAGGCUGAAGAUGGAGAAAGAAUACCUUGAAAAAGAGAAAAGUGUACUUAUGGGCACUGCAUUGAAUCAGGAUAACCAAGACGGUGCUCUCGAGAUCACUGUCAGUGGUGAGAAGUAUCGGUGCCUCAGAUUUUCAAAGGCAAAGAAAUGAGAUCUGUCAACAAAAGAAAGAGUUGUUAGCUACCCAGGACCUGUGCCAAGAUCAAUCUAAAUCAAGAUGCAUACAAGCAGGAAGUGCUUAGUUCCAGCAAGUCUCAUCGGUGUGGGUGUGGGUACUCGUUGGCAAUCUUUUCUCAUUAAUGAAAAUGGUGUUGUCGAUCAUGUCAAUUGAUUGGUUUCAGAUGUAGAAUAGAAGCUCAACACAAAUGGAGAAUUUGAAGUUGUAGUUUUACUGUUUGUUUUUAAAUGGAAAUGUAAUAUCAUUCACGAUUAUUUGUUUAAAACCAUUAGCUGUGAUUUUCUUUUCUA
This is a messenger RNA of Magnolia sinica, 875 nucleotides long. RefSeq lists its product as uncharacterized. NCBI's taxonomy places the organism in Eukaryota, Viridiplantae, Streptophyta, Magnoliopsida, Magnoliales, Magnoliaceae. Bases 205 to 558 code for a protein of 117 amino acids. The transcript has 2 exons. The record is from RefSeq and is a predicted model, not a curated record.